Messenger RNA from Malurus melanocephalus (red-backed fairy wren), 7050 nucleotides. RefSeq names its product protein tyrosine phosphatase non-receptor type 6 (gene PTPN6). The coding region runs from base 4653 to 6470 and encodes 605 amino acids. Gene Ontology annotation, biological process: protein dephosphorylation. Gene Ontology annotation, molecular function: protein tyrosine phosphatase activity. NCBI's taxonomy places the organism in Eukaryota, Metazoa, Chordata, Aves, Passeriformes, Maluridae. The transcript has 15 exons. The record is from RefSeq and is a predicted model, not a curated record.
GUGAAUGUUAGUCAGGGCAAGAAAACAAGAGUUGUUGGUGAGAAAAUGAAGAUAUCAGCAGUAGGAAUUGGGCAUAGAAGGAAAAAAACCCACUUUCUAAUAGGAGCUGCUGGGAGGAUUGGAGUUCAAUGUGCUUUAGAUUGUURCUGUUGCUCCUUCUCACUCUGAUAAAGAGCAAGCAGAGUUUGUGAUGCCCUGUCCGCUGCAGUUCCUCUGCCACCCUGCAGCUGCAGCAUCUCUGAAUGGUUUUGCAAAUAGAGAGGUCAGCUGCCCAGCCUUUUAAAUGCUGGCUACCCCUUUAUUUGCUGCAGUCUUUCUAGCCCUUUAUGGAACAAAGAGCAGACAUACAACCCAAACAGGCAUUCUGCUCUGGAGACUGUCGUGGCAGGGUGUCAGGAAAUGGGAUUUGCAAUGGCGUUACUCUCUGGUAAGGAUUUGGGUAACCAUGGUGGUCCACCACUGUCCUGGAGCCCCAUGGCCUGAUGGAGAGCAUCUGGCUUUGGCAAGUCACACGAAGAUGGUCCAUCUGCCCAUUCCCAGGUAGCCUUUGCUCUGUACUAAUGACUGAACUACAAUGGAGUUCAGUACASAGCAGCAAAACCUCCUGUCUGAAAUCAUCUCAGUGCUGAGAUUUAGAAAUAACAAAUGCAAUGCUCAUUCUCAAAAAGCAUGCCAGAUUAACUCUCCUAAAUGUGAGGGAAACAUGGAACCAUAAAGUUGUUAUCUGAGCAAGAGGGUAGACAGGGGAAGAAAGCAAUGAAUGUGAUACUAAAGAAUGAGCCAGGUUUUGCUUUUGCAAGGACAAGUCCAGUCCUCUAAAACUKGAGAGUUUUGAGGGACAUAGCAAGCUUGUGAAUAAGGCAGGUCUGACUGAUACAGUUUGCUUGGAUUUAAAGAAUUUGACAAGAUUUUCUCAGCUAAGCCUUUAAAAAAGACUGAAGUCAUGGCAUAAAAAAACAAAAAGAAGGAGGUUUUCUUGGGUAAAGAAUUACUAGAAAACAGUAAAUGGAAGAUGGGAAUUAUCACAUUUUUGCAGCAAAGGGAAGUAAUCAGUGGUCAGAUCACAUCCCCUAAUCUGAGAUGUGCACUGUUCAGUAUAUUUCCAAGUGACAUGGGAAUAUGGCUUGCUGAGGUGAGAAAAUUGGAUGAUGGUAAAAAGUUAUUGAGGACAACAGGGUGGGUGUUGCCUGUGAAUAAUUUCAGAAAGACCUUAUGGCAUUGAAUGAGUGGGCAGUAGAACAGCAGAUGAAAUUUCAUAUAGGCUUAUGUAAAACAAUGUUCAUACAGAAAAAUAAUUCAAAAUUUGCAUAUAAAACAAUGACUGUGAACUAAUUGUAACCUCUCUGGUGUGAGACUUUGAUCAUACAAGUCUGUGCAAUUGUUAGCUUAAUUUUUGUUUGUGUUGAACAUCAGAAAUCAUUACUGUCCAUGACUCACCAGCACCUUGAACACCACCAUUCUGUGCCCACCUUUAUUCUUAUCUCCAAAUCAAGAUGCUGGAAUUGGAAGUAUCUCUGAGAGAGACAGAAAAGGUGAUCAGAGGUGUAGAAUAGCUCUGUACAAAGAACACCUUAGUAGGGUUGGAUUCUUCAGCCUGGCAGGGAGCUGAGGAUGGAUACAGAGUUACAGGUCUGUUAUCAGGAGCAGCUUGGAGCGAUGCCAGAAGGAGAAACCAGGAAUCCCUGAUUUUUCUUUCUUUACAGCAACCAGGUGUUAAUAAAAAAAAAGGCAGGGAGCAGCUCAUAUGCAAGUCAAAGGAGGGGGUGUUUCUGUAGCUGAACAAUGGAACUCCAUGCCAAAGGACGCAAAAUUUGUUAUGGAUUUGACCGUUGACUCUACMAGUAGCUGCUAAUAAAGACUUACAAAGUACAAGGACAAAAGAAACUYUAUAAAUAACCUUUCCCUCUGCUCUUCCUUUGACAACUGUUUUGACCUCUGGAUUGCCUAGUCCCACUCUCCUCUCACAGCAGAGCUCUCCCCAAAACUAGCUCAGGUAGCUCAGGGCCUUGUUCAGGUGAGUCCUGACACCUGCCAUGGUGGAGGUUCCCUAGCUGCUCGGGGGACCUGUGGCAAGUGCUGAACCACCCUUGGGGGGCAGCAUGUGUGCAGUUUUUCCUGAUACCUAAUCAGAAUUUCCCUUGCUGCAAGGGAUGCCUGUUGCCUCUUGUCUUUUUGUUUUGUCCCACAAAAAAGAAUCUGACUCAUCAUCUCUAAAUCCCCAUGGCCCCUUUUAGGUAGUCUCAGAUAAGUGUUAAAUCCCUCAUCAAGCAUCUUUUCUGCAAGCUGAAUAAACCCAGCUUCUCCAGGCUCUUCACUGCCUUAGUGGCAUCAUGCUGGAUUCUUUCCAAUUCCUCAGUGCCUUUUCUUUUGCAGCAGCCCAGAUGUGUGUGUUUUUUAAUUAGCUAUUUCAUUUAUCUUCUCCUGUAAAUUUGUUCCUGUGCUAGUGGUGGCCUGGUUCCAUGAGGGAUUUACAAGAUGAGGUUCUAACACCUGUGUUGUACUGAAAGCCAASAACAGUGUAAGAGUAGUCUCUUUGCUGAAAUCUCUUGACCUCUUAAUUAUAUUAAGAAAAUGUUUUAGUGGCUCAAUUACAGUCUGCUGUUCCAUGCUGCAGCCAUUUGGGAGAGCAACCUUGAAGAUACCAGCUGGUGUCUUCUCUAUGGUGAUAUUUCCCUCCYUUACUGGUUUUUAAUUAGAUGGCCCAGAUCAAAGACAUCAGGGCAGCUGUGUGCAUCCUGACCUUUCCUAAAAUGAAAGYAACCAGAAGCAUAAACUCAUCCUGUAAAUUAUAUGAUAUGCGAUUUGUGUCCAUAAAAAAUACUGUCAUGGAUUACACUGCACCCUGUGGCUURUCCUACUGGGGGAUAGUGAGUUACAUGGGAUAAGUGCUCUCUCACCCUUUCUUAUUCUCAUCUGGGUUCUUUGCGGCCUUGUUCUUGCCCUAUUCCCUUGUGUCCAACUGAUGUUCAGUUCCUCAGACAGAUUCUCUCCUCAGGUCAGUUCAUAAGGGGUAGGGAUGCCUACGUUUUGGUUUUCAUCUACCUUGGCUUCAUAUUGACUCAACAUAAUCUAAUAUUUUUUUGACAUCAGGAAUUCUGUUUUGAAAUUUAUGCCCAGAAGUUCGUGCCUUUUCUCCCUUACCUUUAAACAGSGCUUGUUUCCUGUGCCAGACUGACUCUGAUUUAGGUGCAGUCUUUCAGGUGCAGCUUCUAUAUCUUUGUGAAGAAGUUGUUCCUUUAAGCCACAGGUCACGUGCAUUUAAAGUCUCCURGGUUUUAAAUAUCAGUUCUAAGUCAGUACAUCUGGCUCCCUGCAGCUCACUGGACCCYGGCUCACCAUGUGCAUGAAACAGAAGCAUUUCUAAGGAAGCCUGAGGUGCCUGAGUUGCCUUUCUAGCAAUGAAGUUUAGCUUCCCACUCAUCUCUCCUGUACUUCCCUUUGUUGCUGGUUUCUGUCUCAGCCACGAGUUUUUGUCUAGGUCGUAGCUAGCAACCUGUUCAUCUUUUUGCAGGAUUUCCCAGUCUGGUGGUGUGUGGGGAAGUCUGCAGCUGCUGCUACUUGAAAUGAGCAAGGCUCUUGCCGUUCUGCUGCCCACACCACCACUCUUGGUAGCUGAGAUGGCCCCAGGGAAAAGUCAGCUGGAUUGCAUUCUUAGGCCACUGCUCUUAGCUCCCAUUCUUKCACAAGACCUGCAGACCUCAAAACCAGUGUUGUGGACAGGGCAGUCCUGGGCCAUGGCUGGAAACAGCUAGGUAACUGGAGUGGUUACUUUUACUUCUUUGUACCAGGUUGUCAGGUYUGGCCUUAGUAUGCCGUGCUGGGAUCUUGAAUAUCCUCAGCUCAGCUCCCUUGGUGCUGUGUGAGCUCCCUGUAGGUAGCAGCUGUUUUGUCCUGGUCCCUUGCUUGCCUUUCUGGGCAGCUUCAUCGCCACCUCCCACCCUCCCCAUCCCUUUGAGCCACUGCCCGUGUCAGUCCCAUCCCGUGGCAGGAUGGUUUCAGGCUGGCACUGCUGAGCUCAGAGCACUAGCCUGGACCUUGAAGUCUGCAGCUCUGGGUUUGCAAGGAUUCCCCCUUGUGCCGGUGCAGAGCACAUAGGGUAUUUGGGACCACUCACGUUGCUCGUUGGCCUUUUGGGGAAGAAGGGGAACAGAGGAYAUACAGAACUGAGUUUUGUAAGCAUGGCGGGGAGCCGAGAUGUAUGCAUAGAGUCAGCCCUCGUGCAAAAAAGACAGGGACCCAAAAAUAAUAGGGGGGAUGGGGAGGAAAGACACAAAAGGAGAAGCAGAAGUGUGUGCAAAGCAGCUUGGGGCUGGGGAGUGGAUGGCUCAGAGCGCUUCCUGUUCCCAGAGCCGCGCGUGCACGGCUGUGUAGGGGCUCGCACCUGCCUGUGCUCGGCAGUACUGCACAGCGGGCCAGAGAUCAAGGCACUUCUCCGGGAAAAGCUGAUGGAGAGGGUCUGAAUGGACUGACAGUAGACUCCAGGAGACAUACAUGGCCAGCUCCCAAAAGGCGCAGAAACAGCUUGGUGUUGGGUGCUCCAGCACAGACCUCCGACUUCCCCUUUCUUACCAACGCGAACUGAUUUUUUCCUUUGUGUUUUUUGAGUUGCUUUGGUGGCAGCCACUUGGCCACCUCUUCUUUCUCCCUCCACUAUGGUGAGGUGGUUUCACCGUGACCUGAGUGGGCUGGAAGCUGAAGCCUUACUGAAGGGACGAGGUGUCCAUGGGAGCUUCCUGGCCAGACCCAGUCGGAAGAAUCAGGGGGAUUUUUCUCUUUCAGUCCGGGUUGGUGAUCAGGUGACCCACAUUCGCAUCCAGAAUACUGGGGAUUUCUAUGACCUGUAUGGAGGGGAGAAGUUUGCCACCUUGUCUGAACUGGUGGAGUACUACACACAGCAACAGGGCUCGCUGCAGGACAAAGAUGGAACCAUCAUUGACUUGCGAUACCCGCUCAACUGUUCUGACCCCACGACAGAGAGGUGGUACCAUGGGCAUCUGUCAGGCCCUGCAGCUGAGUCACUUCUCCAGGCCAAAGCCACCCCUUGGACCUUCUUGGUGCGGGAGAGCCUCAGCAAACCUGGGGAUUUUGUCUUGUCUGUCCUCACUGACCAGCCUAAACCUGGGUCUGAUGCUCCAGCUGGGGCCACCGGUGCCCCUGGGGCCCGGCUCAAAGUCACGCACAUCAAGAUCAUGUGUGAGAAUGGACGCUACACAGUUGGAGGUGCUGAAAUGUUUGACAGCUUGACAGAUCUGGUGGAGCACUUCAAGAAGAUUGGAAUUGAGGAGAUGUCUGGUUCCUUUGUGUACCUGAAGCAGCCCUACUAUGCUACRAGAGUGAAUGCUGCUGACAUUGAGAACAGAGUGCAGGAACUGAACAAGAAGACAAGUCUGUCUGAGGAGACAUCCAAGGCUGGAUUCUGGGAGGAAUUUGACAGUCUGCAAAAACAGGAAGCCAAGCACCUGUUUGACCGUCAUGAGGGCCAGAGACCUGAAAACAAGAGCAAGAACCGAUACAAGAACAUCUUGCCCUUUGAUCACUCCAGGGUCAUCCUCCAGGGAAGGGACCCAAAUAUACCUGGAUCUGACUACAUCAAUGCCAACUAUGUCAAGAACACCCUGAUCAGCCCAGAUGAGUGCACCAAGACCUACAUUGCCAGUCAGGGCUGCCUGGAUGCCACAGUCAAUGACUUCUGGCAGAUGGUGUGGCAGGAGAACACGCGCAUUAUUGUGAUGACAACRAGGGAGGUAGAGAAAGGCCGGAACAAAUGUGUGCCUUACUGGCCAGAGCUGGGCAGCACGAAGGAGUAUGGUCCCUACCUUGUGGAAAACACUGGAGAGCACGAUGCGRUGGAGUACAAACUCCGGCACCUCUGUGUGUGUCCGAAGGAUAAUAGCAAGGCUGUGCGUGAGAUCUGGCACUACCAGUACCUGAGCUGGCCUGACCACGGCGUACCCAGUGAGCCGGGAGGAGUCCUCAGCUUCCUUGACCAGAUAAAUCAGAAGCARGAGAGCAUCCCCAAUGCAGGGCCUAUUCUGGUCCACUGCAGUGCUGGGAUUGGCCGCACUGGGACUAUCAUCGUCAUUGAUAUGAUAGUGGAAACAAUCUCCACCAAGGGGCUGGACUGUGACAUUGACAUCCAGAAGACCAUCCAGAUGGUGAGAGCCCAGCGAUCUGGGAUGGUGCAGACAGAGGCCCAGUACAAGUUCAUCUACAUGGCCAUCUGCCAGUUCAUAGAGGCAACCAAGAAAAAGCUGGAAGUUAUUCAGUCUCAGAAAGGGAAGCCAAACGAGUGCGAGUAUGGGAACAUUGCCUACCCCCCUGCAGUGAGGAACRUGCACGCCAAGGCUUCACGAAAACCCUCUAAGCAGAAAGAGGAGUCAGCAGUAUAUGAGAACUUGGGGAAAAAGGAAGAGAAGCGGAAACAGCGCUCCUCAGAAAAGAAGCUGAAAGGCUCACUAAAGAAAAAAUAAUCAUAGAUUGCAGGUAGCCCCAUGGGGACACUUCCUGGRUGCAGGACUGGAGCUCACAUCCCAGCUGGCCUGUCUCACAUUUCUUGCUCUUGGACUGGAAUGAAGCCUUCUCUUUCUCUUCUAUGCCAGCUUUCAGAGCCCUGAACAGAGUGCUUUCCAGUCCCUUGGCUGUGCAGGCGAGCARAGUCUCUCACUGCCCCCUCAUUGUCCUUUAGCAGGACAGAGUCACGCCCCUCCUUGCCUUGCUCCCUGAGCACUGGGGCCCAAACUCAYCUCUGCUGUCAGCUUCAGUGGAAUUCUUGAGGAAGACCUAACAUCAYCCCUGGAGCUACAUCUCUGCCAGAGUUUAGCCUGUUUGUGUUCUCUGAAGCCUCAGCUUUUCAACUGUGGAGGUUCUGGCCAUUUUCAGCWCAGCUCCUCUGCAAUUCAUCAGGAAACUUCCUCUUUCCUCAAUACCAGCCUUCUCCCCCUCUGAUCCUUUUACUAUCUCAUCCUUUACCUGGAUGCUGUAAAUAUACCAGAAUUUGAUGUGAUGGCCAUGUUUUCUUCUUUGUUUGUACAUAAACUUGUAUUUGUUUGA